AUGCAUAGUCUUCUUUUCUCUGCUUUGGUAUUCAGUCUCGCGGCUGAUGCUUAUGGCUCAGGGUCUGCCGGCUGGGAUGUCGCUUACUCAAAGGCCAAAGUGGCGCUCCAAAAGCUGAACCAAACUGAAAAGGUUGGGAUUGCCACUGGAGUGACCUGGUCGGGAGGGCCUUGUGUGGGCAACACCUACGCACCUAGCUCAAUUGACUAUCCCUCUCUGUGUUUGCAAGACUCUCCACUAGGACUCCGCUUUGCCAACCCUGUCACAGCCUUUCCCGCGGGUAUAAAUGCUGGAGCAACGUGGGAUCGCAGUCUCUUGUACGCACGUGGCCAGGCAAUGGGAGAAGAGGCUAAGGGUCUUGGUGUCCAUGUGCAGCUAGGCCCGGCGGCUGGUCCUCUAGGCAAAAACCCCGAUGGCGGUAGGAACUGGGAAGGCUUUUCGGUGGACCCGUAUCUGAGUGGGGUUGCUAUGGAGGAGACAAUUCAGGGUAUGCAAGAUGCAGGUGUGCAGGCCUGCGCAAAGCACUGGCUUGGGAACGAGCAAGAACACAACCGGGAAACAAUGAGCUCAAACAUUGGCGACCGCGCAACGCAUGAGCUAUACGCAUGGCCAUUCAUGAACGCAGUCAAGGCGAAUGUGGCUUCUGUCAUGUGCUCCUAUAACAAGUUGAAUCAGACUUGGGCCUGCGAAAGUGAUGACCUUUUGAACAAGCUCUUGAAGGACGAGCUCGGCUUCCCUGGCUAUAUUAUGAGCGACUGGAAUGCACAGCACACUAAUGCCAACAGCGCUUUGGCUGGACUUGAUAUGACAAUGCCUGGAAGCGACUUUAAUACCCCACCUGGCAGUAUCUUCUGGGGGACUAACCUAGUUGAUGCCGUGGCCAAUGGCUCCGUCCCGCAGUCUCGUUUGGAUGACAUGGCAACCCGCAUCCUGGCGGCCUGGUAUCUUCUUGAUCAAGAUCAAGGUUACCCAGAGGUGACAUUCAGUUCUUGGAAUGGCGGCAAGGCCAGCAUCGACGUCACAGCUGAUCAUGCCAGUGUCGCCCGCGUAGUUGCCCGUGACUCCAUUGUGCUAUUAAAAAAUCAGAGACAUGCUUUACCUCUCCGACGACCCAAGAGCCUAGCGAUCAUUGGACAAGAUGCUAUCGCCAACCUCAACGGCCCCAAUGCGUGUGUGGACCGUGGCUGCAAUAAUGGCACCCUUGCAAUGGGAUGGGGUAGUGGCACAUCCGAGUUCCCUUAUCUCAUUGCUCCGUUCGAUGCAAUCCAAACUCGAGCCAAGAAGGAUGGUACAAAAAUCAUACAGAGUACUACCGACGACACAACUGCUGCUGCCUCCGCAGCGGCAGCGGCCGAAACUGCCGUAGUAUUUAUUAACGCAGACUCAGGCGAGGGCUAUAUCACAGUGGAAGGCCAUGCUGGCGACAGAAACCAUCUUGAUCCAUGGCAUAACGGCAACGAGCUUGUCAAGUCCGUCGCAGCAGCGAACAAAAAUGUCAUCGUAGUCGUGCACAGUGUGGGGCCGAUUAUCUUGGAGACAAUUCUCGCGCAGCCCUCCGUCAAAGCCAUUGUCUGGGCAGGACUACCAGGCCAAGAAAGUGGUAAUGCCCUGGUUGAUGUGCUGUACGGUAGCACCUCUCCCAGUGGUAAGUUGCCCUACACUAUUGCCAGAGAGGUUGCAGACUAUGGGGCUAGGUGGACCAAUGCCCUGGAUGACAAUUUCGUUGAAGACCUGUUCAUUGACUACCGCCACUUCGACCAGAACGGCAUUAGUCCUCGCUACGAGUUUGGCUAUGGUCUAUCAUAUACGAGCUUCCAGUAUAACAGGCUGUCGGUUGAUGUCGUUGCCACAGCCGGACCAUCAAAGGGACGCAUUGUUCCUGGAGGAGCAGAGGAUCUUUUUGAGUCGGUCGGCACUAUCUCUGUCAUCGUUCGAAACGUUGGUAGAGUGGCCGGAGCCGAGGUUGCUCAGCUCUAUAUUGGUCUUCCGAAAUCUGCUCCCAGUACUCCUCCAAAGCAACUUCGAGGAUUCCAGAAGUUGAAUCUUCGGCCAGGACAGCCAGGCAUGGCUACCUUUGAGCUCACUCGCCGUGAUAUAAGCUACUGGGAUGUACAGACACAGAAAUGGGUUGUGCCUCGAGGAAGAUUCACUGUGUAUGUUGGAAGCUCUAGUCGUGAAAUUCGUCAGCACGGGAGAUUUACUGUUUGA
Messenger RNA from Penicillium paradoxum, 2208 nucleotides. Its product is annotated as beta-glucosidase. Bases 1 to 2208 code for a protein of 735 amino acids. Gene Ontology annotation, biological process: glucan catabolic process. NCBI's taxonomy places the organism in Eukaryota, Fungi, Ascomycota, Eurotiomycetes, Eurotiales, Aspergillaceae. Gene Ontology annotation, molecular function: beta-glucosidase activity. The record is from RefSeq and is a predicted model, not a curated record. The transcript is spliced from 4 exons.